UUGCAGUUUUGACUAACAAUUAUUUCGGAUAAAUUAAUAGGCCAGUAUUCGGCAUAACAGCGUGUUACCGAGUAAAAUUUAUGAACAUGGGGACGAUUGGAAUAGUUUUCUUCAUAUUUGGUUUGCUGGACGUGAGCUUGUGUCAGUCAGUGCAGCAGCCAUGUGUCCCGUACAUGCUUGAGAACUACACCGUACCCUCAGGAGAACAGCUCUCGUUCACCUGCUUGUGUAACGCUACAUACUGCGACACUUUCCUCACUCCAGUCGCUCCCGAGUACCCUUUGUUUCUCGACGUGACGUCGGACCGUCAACAACACAGAUUUUUUCAAACUGUUGCAGAGUUUCAGGCUGCAGGAUCCCCUGAUGACAGCGAUGACGCUUGGUUUGAUCUGACCGACAUCGAAGCUCAGGCGAUCCUGGGCUUCGGCGGGGCAGUGACAGACUCCGCGGCUUUCAAUGUCUUGUCGCUGAGUCCAGUUACGCAAGACCAACUCCUAAGGGCAUACUAUUCUUCCUCUGGAUUGGAGUACAACCUGAAUCGCAUCAAUAUUGGCGGAUGCGAUUUCUCGAGUCGAGGAUACACCUACGUGGACACGGAGGGGGAUGUCGCGCUCGAAACCUUUGCCUUGCAGCCCGAAGACUUGGAGCAGAAGAUCCCUGUCAUCCACCGAAUCAAUGCCAUGUCUGAUGAAGAAGUCCUCACCUUUGCGGCCGCCUGGUCGGCUCCAGGAUGGAUGAAGACCAACGGCGACCUCGUCGGGUACGGUCAACUGCUGGAGACAAUGUACCAACCUUGGGCUGAAUAUCAUGUCAAAUUUCUGGAUGCUUACGCUGCGCAAAACGUCUCCAUAUGGGGAAUUUCCACUCAAAAUGAGCCAACUGACGGAAAUAUUCCUGGAUUUUCUUUCAAUUGUAUGGGUUGGACGCCUGAAACUCAACGGAAAUUCCUAGUAGAGAAUUUCGGACCUGCAUUGGAGCAGCAUGGCUACGACAGUCUGAAAGUGAUGGUGUUCGACGACCAGCGGCCGUAUUUACCUGAAUGGGUUUCUCACAUUUUAGAAGACCCUGAAGCCUUUGCUUACGCUGAUGGCAUCGCCGUUCAUUGGUACAUCGAUUACGUGUCAGAUAACAUUCUGAACCUCACCCACCAUCUCUAUCCGGACAAAUUCAUCCUAGCCACAGAAGCUUGCGAAGGAUCCAACCCUGGUCAAGAAGCAGUUAUCCUUGGUUCGUGGCACCGAUUGGAAACCUAUGCUGCUGACAUCAUUGAGGACUUGGAAAAUUGGGUAAUAGGAUGGGUGGACUGGAACAUCGCCCUCGACCUUGAAGGGGGACCAAACUGGAGUUACAACUUUGUGGAUUCACCCAUAAUCGUCGAUGCAGCAGCCGAUGAGUUCUACAAGAACCCGAUGUACUACGCGAUGGGCCAUUUCUCGAAGUUCAUCCGUCGGGGAGCAGUGCAUCUCCAGCUUAAUUCUGUGCGGGACGGCGGCCUCCGGACCACAGCCUUCAGAAACCCUGACGGUUCCGUCGCCAUCGUUAUCCUUAAUAGACAAGACGUUGCUGCAAACGUUACGAUCACGGCAGAGCCUCGAGGAGCAUUGCGGGUCACGGCUGGAGCAAAAUCUUUGAAAACACUCCUCUUCAAAUAAAACUUCAGUUGUGUGCUAUGAGC
This is a messenger RNA of Hyalella azteca, 1675 nucleotides long. Its product is annotated as lysosomal acid glucosylceramidase. The transcript is spliced from 11 exons. Gene Ontology annotation, biological process: glucosylceramide catabolic process. The coding region runs from base 81 to 1652 and encodes 523 amino acids. Lineage: Eukaryota; Metazoa; Arthropoda; Malacostraca; Amphipoda; Hyalellidae. The record is from RefSeq and is a predicted model, not a curated record. Gene Ontology annotation, molecular function: glucosylceramidase activity.